CUAAACCGCCUCCCCAAUGGGCGGAGAUAGAGAAAAACCUCCUAAAACCUUAUGCAUUAGCCGAUCUCAUGUGGCUGCCAAAGAAACAUAGGCCACCUCUGACCCACUCUCCUGACCUCAUUACACUGAGACUCCAAAUAUGGGACAGGCAUAGGGCCACACUCAGCUCAAAGACAACACUAUCACCAGCCACGCCGAUAGCGGCCCUACCUUAUUGCAUCCCUACCUUCCAUGCCAGACCAUGGCUAGACAAAAAAUUAACACACAUAUACCAAGUCCUGCAACAAGGGGAAUUAAUGGAUUUCGCCAAAUUAAGAGACAUGCAUAGUCUCCCUCAGGCCUCACUCUUCUCACACAUGCAGCUAAGUUCGUUUCUCCGCAAGCUGUCAACUGUGGAGACACGAUCAGACCCUGCGAAUAAGCAAAUCACAGGGUGGGAGCAGAUAUGCAUAAAUGAAGCCUUACCACCCUUAUGUAAACCAAUCUCCAUGUGUUACCGACUCCUAGCGAACUGUCUACCAUUUCCCACCACAAAAAUUGCACAACAGUGGGCCACAGACUUAGAUGAGGAUAUCACAUCCCAUCAAUGGCACACUCUAUUCCAGGAU
Messenger RNA from Pelobates cultripes (western spadefoot toad), 608 nucleotides. The record is from the annotation of a GenBank genome assembly. NCBI's taxonomy places the organism in Eukaryota, Metazoa, Chordata, Amphibia, Anura, Pelobatidae.